Messenger RNA from Aspergillus candidus, 3472 nucleotides. RefSeq lists its product as uncharacterized. The record is from RefSeq and is a predicted model, not a curated record. NCBI's taxonomy places the organism in Eukaryota, Fungi, Ascomycota, Eurotiomycetes, Eurotiales, Aspergillaceae. Gene Ontology annotation, cellular component: actin cortical patch. Gene Ontology annotation, molecular function: phosphatidate phosphatase activity. The transcript is spliced from 2 exons. The coding region runs from base 557 to 3241 and encodes 894 amino acids.
CUAGCAUCUGACAAUAGCUCAAAUCGCACUGGUAAUUGUCGCCUCCGACAUAGCUUAUUCUUUCAGGGCAUUGUGCAGUAGCGCAAAUCUGCCUAGCUUGUCAUCAGCAAGACACACACUGCCACAGGCGACACAAACACUGGCUCCAAAACAGAAGCCGCCUCCGCGCAGCUCGUGGCGCGCACCCCCGCCGCCGUCGACCAGACCCCCAUUAACCCCACGGCCGUUUCCUCGCCUUUCCCGACUGCCGAUCCGCACAAACCCAGGACCCUUCUUCCGUAUUCUUCGGGCGCUACUUGGACCGCAAACGAGUCGACGAGCUCAGUCGCGCGCUUGGAGCCUCCGCCACGAGACCAUUCCCUCUCUCCGCCACCGGGCGCAAUCCCGCAUCUAUCGCGCGAUCGUCCAGCACCAGUCAAACCGAGCAAAGAGGCGGCGAUCGGGGCGUGGACGUCUCGUCGAGUACAUUGUUGGGAAGCGACGACAGUUGGGCGGUGGACUUACCCUUGGCAGUCCAGCCGGUGGGAAGGCGACGGUGCGGGGAGGAAUCGACCAAAUGUCUCAAUACAGGGCGCAGGACCCGCCCGCUUUUAACCCCGCGGGUGGUGCCAGCGCUGGUGGGCGCCGCCAGAAGGUUUACGGUUAUUUGAAGGCCGCCAAUGAGCUUCGCCAGACGUACGCGGCACAGUGGACGGCGCAGAGGAAUGGGCAGCGGGAUUGGAACGAGGAGUUUAUGAGAAAUACCCCGGGAGCGUUCUCGGAUGUUGAAAUUGCACGGGCUGGGGAUGAGGAGAUGGUGGUAUUCCCCAGUUAUGCUAGGCGGUUGGCCAAGGGUGGUAACGGGCAAGCUGCUGCGAGACGGCGCCGCGAUUCGACAUCGACGCUGGAUGAAUACCAUGGUGCCGAGGAGGAUGAGCCCGGAAUGGACAUUGCGGAGUUGGAGGAACUUGAGGACGAGAGUGUUAUUGUCGCUGCUGAUGUUCGCGGGUGGGUGUAUUCGCCUCACCGCGGGCCUAUGACUCGCAAGCAUCGCUUGAUGAUUGCGCUCGCUAGGAAGCUGAGUGGGAUACCGGCCCCGAACGUGAAUGCGAGUGAGGGUGACGAGGCAGAUCCCGACGCUGGACGGACGGAGAAGACGCCUGGGAGAGGGGAGGAAGAAUUUGUUGACUCGGAGGCGCAGUCAAUCAUCAAACAGGCGGAAGGAAGGGCCGAUACGCCGUGGAGAGAGAACCACUUGGCCGAGAAGGAUGAGUCGGGGCCUCCGGGUCGCCCUCUGGGGAGGACGACAACGACGACAACGGCAGAGGCUCCGCAGCUGAGCAAGGAUGAACUGUCUGUAGCCAAUGCGCACCUCAUGGAGAGACUGCGGCCUUUCCUGACGAACCCAAUGGCCGGAUUGCCUGUGACGGUGUUCUUUUUCAAUGAUGAGAAAAGUCAGUCAAGGAGUGUCAUCACCGACGAGUCUGGUCAUUUCAGCCUCCGCGCUGGGUUAUCCUUCGUUCCGACCAAUGUUCGCAUCCUGGCAUCGGAAGAGCUUUCUGCUGUCAAAGCCGUCCAGGUCGUUGACCCGACUGGAAUCAGCUUGAUCAGUGAUAUCGACGACACAGUCAAACACUCUGCCAUUGCACAUGGUGCCAAGGAGAUGUUCCGCAAUACAUUCGUGCGCGAACUCGGUGACUUGACUGUGAAUGGUGUUGCUGAAUGGUAUAAUGAGUUGUGGAAGAUGGGAGUUCAGAUGCAUUAUGUUUCCAAUGCGCCAUGGCAGCUUUACCCUUUGCUGGACCGCUAUUUCAAAAUGGUUGGGCUACCCUCUGGCUCCAUCCACCUGAAGCACUACAGUGGCAUGCUACAGGGGAUCUUUGAGCCAACGGCCGAAAGGAAAAAAGGACACUUAGAGCAAAUCCUGCGCGAUUUUCCGUCACGAAAGUUCAUAUUGGUUGGCGACAGCGGGGAGGCUGACUUGGAGGUCUAUACGGACAUUGCUUUGGCAAACCCGGGAAGGAUCCUGGGGAUUUUCAUCCGUGACAUUACAACGCCGAUUCGAGGCCGUACCGGGUUCUUCGACAAGUCGGUGAAAGAUCUGGACAGAACUCCGGCUGCUAGCCAAAGUGCGCCGCAGCUCGUCGACGAUUCCGAUACAGCAACGCCCAGCGCGCCCACAUUGCCGCCGCGUCGAGAUCUCCAACGGACAGAGUCGACUCCAGAUGCCAGAAGCAUUGAUAACGCCGACCUCAUUGAGCUUCGGGACGACGAGGACCCCAGGCCAAAGACAGCAGAUGUGUCGAAACCACCGGCACCACGCGCACCGCCUAACAGACCGUCCAAGCCGUCGUCGUUGCGCACAGUCUCCAGCAAUCUCGACACAAGGGAGAAAGAUGGUUCUUCCUCCUCGUCGGUCCCUGAACCUCCUCCCAAGCGCAAGCCAGUCCCGCCACUACCCCCACGUCCAAGCUCCUCGGUCAAACCAGAAUCCUCCGAUCGAGAGCCGGACCCAUCUACAACCCCCAACUAUCAGCGUCUGGGCCGGUCGGCAACAGAUAUAACUCAAAGCAGACGAGACCCAGAAGAAGCGCUCCCCUCUACAGCAAGGGACCCAGCGACGAACGAGAGACCCCCAUCCAACGUGAAAAGCAGCCGUGCCCUCCGCCCACCCCCCGAACUACCCUCACGUCCGAAACCCGUUCUCGCCAACAGCACCACCAAUCCGCCUAUCGCAAACGACCAGCGGUCAUCACGGAAACAGCCCCCACCACCACCACCCCCCCGUCGAACCGGCACGAGCAGCUCAACAGUAAGCACCAGCUCAACACCACAACCAUCCACAACCACCAACCGGUCCACCCCCCAGAACCCACCGCAGCAGCAGCAAUCCUACCCCGCCGCAGCAGCAACAGCCGCCCUGCAAUACGCAUCCGCAGCAUCGCAGUUCGCAUCCGAGCGUCUCCCAUGGCCAUCAUCAUCAUCAUCAUCAACCCCCUCAAACACCCUCCGAGCCACAUCGUCAAGCACCUCCCUACGCCAAUCCAGCACAGCACCCAGCAGCAUAGACAACACCUAUUCAACCUUACCCACGAAGCGCGAAGAAAUGUGGCAGCGCCGCUGGGAGCGCGCGCACGAUAUCCUCACUCACCACGGCGUGGUGCUGGCUAGCUGGCGCGAAGGCAAGGAUAUGAAAGAUGUGAGUGUGUGGCUGGUUAAGGAAGCGAUGAAGGGUGAGGGUGCGAGUGCACCGCGUGGUUAGGGGAAGUGUGAUGUAUUGCUCUUCUCGGAUGAGAUACCGGUUAGUGAGGUAGAGGGGGAUCAAUGUAAAUUGUGUAAAUACUAAGUUUGUUGGCUGUUGUACUCAUGUCUUAGCAAUCUUACAUGUGUGGUAGGCUGGCAAUUCCAUUGCUUUUAACGGUACAUAUGUGAAUUGCAUAUACAUGAAGGCAAAGGUCAUGGAAUGAUGAAAUAAAAAUACGAUACAUGUCAA